This is a messenger RNA of Ambispora gerdemannii, 402 nucleotides long. The record is from the annotation of a GenBank genome assembly. Lineage: Eukaryota; Fungi; Glomeromycota; Glomeromycetes; Archaeosporales; Ambisporaceae.
AUGGCGACUUUCCGAGUUUCGAAUCUCUUUAAUCGUCAAUUAUCAUCAAUCAUCAAUAAUAAAAGCAUCCCUUUAUUCCCAAAAAUUUUACGUGUGGACAGCCUCCUUCCUUAUUCUGCUAUUUUCACGAAUGUAUGGCGUGAAACCAUAACGAUAAACACAGGCAUUUUAGGACAACUUUUCGGUCCUUUUUUGUGGGCGGUACCUAAACAAAGAACUUCGCAUAGUAAAAAACGAAUUCGAUCAAUGGCUAAUAGUUCGCUUAAAGAUAUUUCAAAUAUCGGCGCGUGUCAAGCUUGUGGUCGUCACAAGUUAACUCAUCAUUUUUGUUCUUUUUGCUAUGCGGAUUUUCGAAGACGAGCGAAAAAAGAGCGGCAGAUGGCUCAAUCUGAAGAUGAAUGA